Anopheles coustani is the source of this 2838-nucleotide messenger RNA. RefSeq names its product cilia- and flagella-associated protein 251-like. Gene Ontology annotation, cellular component: motile cilium. The record is from RefSeq and is a predicted model, not a curated record. The transcript has 14 exons. The coding region runs from base 1 to 2838 and encodes 945 amino acids. Lineage: Eukaryota; Metazoa; Arthropoda; Insecta; Diptera; Culicidae. Gene Ontology annotation, molecular function: protein binding.
AUGGCUGAAAUUGUGGAGUUUCAACCGGACGAUGCACUACACCAUGGCGAAAACGUCCAACAUCGAUGCCAUCCUUUGCACUUGUCUUGGGUUUCUGGGUUCAAUCCACGCGUUCCACUCCUUAACGUGAGUAGCCGCAGGGACCGGAAGGAGCUGGUCCUGGCGUCGGGGAGUGCGUUACUAUUCUACUCCUACGACGGCGAACGGGAGAAGGUAUUUCCAGUCACUGGCCAUAAAGCCGUCGUUAACAUGAUCGGAUGCGACGGAAGUGGCCGAUUUGUGGUCAGCUCGGACUGCUCCUACAGCAUCAACGUGUGGGAUCGAGUUCCGGCGUGCGGCGAUGGAGCAACUGGUGGUCACAAAAAUCCGAUUGCUAUCAGGACUAUUUUUGAACCGUUUAAGGCGUCCGAAAUAAGUGCGGUUGCGUUGAGUCGCGAGGGAAAGUACCUGCUAGCGGGCGGGGGGACGGGCGUUGGUGGUCCCGACCAGGGUGCCCAGCUGAAGUUGUGGUCGUGGACGGUGGGUAAUGAUUUCCCCGAUGAUACGCUAACGCUUCCGGCGCGCCUUGGGCGUAUCAAGACGAUACACUUCUGUCCGGACCGUGGCCGACGGCACCAGUUCGUCGUGACGCUGGGAGCUGGCGUAGUGUUCGGUGCUUGGGACGCCAAAGAGCAGCGCCUUUCGAUGCAGGUCCCGAAGCGGCACGGUUUCCAGGACUACAACGACUCGGCGUUCGUGGAGGGCACCGACCGAGCCGUCUCGGUGACGGCGGCCGGUAUGGCCAUCGUGUGGAACGACGAUCGAAAGACGCCGGGAGACGGUGCCGGCAGCGAAACGGCACUGCGGAAGGAGUUCCUCAAGUAUCUGCACCUCAAGUACGCCGCGAUCAAUGUGGUUCGAUCGUGCGACGAAAAGAUCGUCACCGGAGACGACGACGGGGAGAUUCGCUUCUACGACAACUCGAUGAAGAUAUUGUACUGGUUCAAGCAGGAGGACCUCGAACCGAUACGGACACUUUCGUUUGAGCUGGUGGAGACGCGCAAGAGGAAACCUCCGGCGGCAGAGCCGACCGAAUCGAACGGAGGCGAGGAAUCAAAUGAAGGAGGAGAACAAACCGAAACACGUACACAACCGGACAUCAACAUCGAAGAGAUCGCACCGAAGGACGUUUCAUUUGACGCCAAACCGGUGAUCGUGCGUGGUUUCGUUUCGGCGACUAAGACGGGCAAAAUCUACGAUAUCGACAUAGUGUACCACAAAAUUCAGGAACUGUUUCUCCCAGCGCCCAGCAUAAUAACGGCCUUCGACGUGCAUCCCCGCAGGUCGGAGCUGUGCGCCUGCGACGGAAAUGGUCGGCUGGUUGUCUACGAUCUCAAGACGAGAGCGAUAAAGAUGACGCUGGACGUGCCGAUUCAGAGGACGCGACGGGGAAGAAUCAUCACCUUGGUGUACUCUCCGUGCGGAACCUUCUUGGCCGGAGGGGCCGAAAAUGGAUACCUGUGGAUGGUGGAACCGAACAUUAUGAUCCUGGCCGGCGCUAGCCCUCUGCAGUUCGUUAACGAUAAGAUCCGGCGGGUGAUGUUCUCAUCGGACAGCAAGAGUCUGCUGUGUGUGGACGACAGCAACACUGUUACACUGCUCCAACGGGAAAAAGACGAUUGGCAGCCAACGGGUCGAUGCGCUACCCACAGGAUUGUGGAUCUUGCUUUCCUAAACCCAACCGAUUUUGUUUCCAUUGGGGAUGAUCGCUAUAUGGUCAAGUACACAAUUGAUGACGCCGACAUGGCCCAGCUGGAAACUCUUUCGAUAGUGCAACGGCAAAGGAUCGAACAAUCCGCUCGACCUACCGGGCUGCUUGUGAUGCCCGGCGGUCAACAGCUGCUGGUCGCCAAUGACCAGCUCAAGUUCAAAGUUUUCCACGCCAGAACGUUCGACAUACUGCACACCUAUUCCGCGCCAUUCGUCGAUGGUCCUGCGCGUUGCUUGCGGUUGCUUCCUGGGGAAGAUUUCUUCCUGUUCAUAACGCACAACAACAUCUAUCUGCACCAUCUGCCGAUCGAUGGGAAUCCCUUCAAGUAUAUGGCCGUGCGGGCCCAUCCGAAGCGAUUGAGCUGGAUGCAGCUCACCUGGACCGAGCGGUGUGCGUUCGUCUUCGGUGAUGGCGAUCAUGCCGUUAGCAUGUGGAAGAUCAACACGGGUCCGGUUCUGGACAAUCUGAAAAACGUCGGAACGGGAUUGGAUCCAUUCUGUAUGCUCCUUCCCGGCGGCAAACGGGGCUGUUACGUGCGCGAGAUUUUGAGUUUGUUCUUCUACAAUCAGAUCUCACCGAAGAAUUCCGAUGGCGAUGCGGAGCUUACGCUUCGAGAUGCAAUGGACACCCGGGACGUACCGAACUAUAUGCGCAGCAUCGGUUUCCACAUGAGCGAAUAUGAGGAGCAAAACCUUUGCAAGGAAAUGGAACUACUUGGGACCUACUUUCUGACAUUCGAGGAGGUAACCAAGCUGUUUCUCAACCACCGUCCAUCGUUCGGUUGCCCGCCGAAUGCCGAAGACAUCCGGACCGCUGUUACCUCCAUCGGUGCGACGACUGCCUCCGGUACGAAAGUCGAUUUGGUCCGACUGAUCACCAUCCUGUCGGCCAUGGGCGAACCGAUGGAUCCGAAGACGUCCGAGUUCUACUGCCGGCUGCUGUUCCCGGCUGCGUUCGAGUCGAAAGACCUUCCGGACGAUCUUCAAGAAGACCGACCAACGGAAGAAUGCGAAGGUCGGGGUCAUGCCGGCGGGAAAGAAUGCUCCAACUGUAUCCCCAUCGAUGUGUUCACGGAUAGGCUGUCUUAA